GCGUGGGUUCCCCGGAUGGAGCAGCCCCGCCAUCUUUACGCCAGCGCCACCAGUGGGUCUUGGAUUCAGCGGAGCGACGGUGCUGUUGCUGAUCCGCCGUCACCAGGACUUCGUCGAGCAGCCGAGAUUUUUAUUUCCCCCCUUCACCGCCGGGACGCUACAGCGGCACAGCCCCCCGCAAAACCAACCACCCGACCACCGCCAUGGCAGACAAAGAGAUAAUGGCCAACUACGUGUACCAGGCGAAGCUCGCCGAGCAGGCGGAGAGAUACGACGAAAUGGUGGAGUCGAUGAAGAAAGUGGCCAGUAUGGACAUGGAGCUGUCGGUGGAGGAGAGGAACCUGCUGUCGGUAGCGUACAAGAACGUGAUCGGAGCCAGACGAGCCUCCUGGAGGAUAAUCAGCAGCCUUGAACAGAAAGAAGAGAGCAAGGGCGGAGAAGACAAACUAAAGAUGAUCCGAGAAUACAGAAAAACGGUGGAGAAAGAGCUGAAAUCAAUCUGCAAUGACAUUCUGGAUGUACUGGACAAGCACCUCAUCUUAUCUGCGGUUGCGGGAGAAUCUAAGGUUUUCUACUACAAAAUGAAGGGAGAUUACCACAGGUACCUGGCAGAGUUCGCCACGGGUAACGACAGGAAGGAGGCGGCGGAGAACAGCUUGGUAGCGUACAAAGCCGCCAGCGACAUCGCCAUGAUCGAACUCCCCCCGACGCACCCCAUCCGCCUGGGACUGGCCCUUAACUUUUCCGUUUUCUACUACGAAAUCCUCAACUCGCCAGACCGCGCCUGCAGGCUGGCGAAGGAAGCGUUCGACAACGCCAUCGCAGAACUGGACACGCUGAGCGAGGACAGCUACAAGGACUCGACACUUAUCAUGCAGCUGCUACGUGACAACUUGACACUAUGGACCUCAGACGUGCAGGGAGACGGUGAAGAACAGAACAAAGAAGCACUGCAAGAUGCGGAGGACGAGGCCGCGAGAGACUGAACAACACGAGACAAGCUGCCCUCCUCUUCCUCCUCCUCUUCCUCCCCCUCAGCUGGGUUUAUACUGCAGCCCACUCUUUCUCUACCUUUCCCUCCACCUCUUCCCAUUUGUCACACCUUCUCUUCCUGUCUGCACGUCAUCUCCCGCUCGGGUCUUCAUCUCCACUCCCAGGGGUUUUACUUUUUUUUUUUUCUUUCUCCCCCCCCCCCCCCCCCCCC
Molecule: messenger RNA, 1204 nt
Organism: Scophthalmus maximus (turbot)
Lineage: Eukaryota; Metazoa; Chordata; Actinopteri; Pleuronectiformes; Scophthalmidae
Product: 14-3-3 protein epsilon
Exons: 6
Coding region: 204-986 (260 amino acids)
Biological process (GO): signal transduction
Cellular component (GO): cytoplasm
Source: RefSeq, a predicted model, not a curated record